AUGGUAGGAUAUCCUGAGCGCCGAACUGACACCCUCCUCGCUAUCCUUGGGGCCUUGGUCGCGAUCAACCCUAUACUCAGCGGUGCUCGCGAUGUUUCGGUACCCUUGGACCCGCUUGGCCCGCUCAAAGUCGCCCUUGACUAUGCCCUUGCAACAACUUGGCCAGAGGAGCGACGUCUUACCAACGUCCAGCGCAAUUUGCAAUUUAGCAGCCACAUCGUGUUCGUAAGUCGCGUCGGGGAUUCUGAUGAGGAGAACCCUCCAGUCUCAGACGGACAACUCUGGCAAAUCGCGCGAGAUGCGCAGUAUGCCAUCAGCAAAACAAAAGAACCCAAGGCCAUGGGGAUUCUGGCCUGGGGCAAUGAAUUCAUCAUUGCCUCCUCUAUAAGGGGAGCGGGCCAUUUCUCCUAUGACUUUCUCAAAGGCGAGACAGCAGUCAGCGAAACAAAGGUUGGCACGUGGGAACCAACAGAUCCAUGUGGAACUGACAGUGAGAUCAGGGGCUCAGGGCCAUUAGUACAAGCACACCCACCAGCGCCAUACACGCUGGCAAACCUUGCAGGAGGCCCGACCAGGAUCGAGCAGAUUCAGUUAUGCGGGGGUCAACCCAGAGUGUUUGUUGGUUAG
Molecule: messenger RNA, 627 nt
Organism: Aspergillus novofumigatus IBT 16806
Lineage: Eukaryota; Fungi; Ascomycota; Eurotiomycetes; Eurotiales; Aspergillaceae
Exons: 6
Coding region: 1-627 (208 amino acids)
Source: RefSeq, a predicted model, not a curated record